CACCAUCACUCAAAAAAAAUGAAGAAAAUGAUAAACAUGUACUACACAAAUUCUGUUGCAAAGUUUGGUGUCCCAAUUAUUCUCUUUGCACUCACAUUUAUGCUUCUUCACCAUAGAUCCCCUCACUUCCACACACUCCCACAAAACACUCACAACACUUCUGUCCCCAUCCAACAAAAUCUAGUGGAUGUAGAAAAAUGCGAUUUUUUUGUGGGAGAUUGGGUGGCUUAUGAUGGAGAGCCUCUUUACAACAAGAGCUGCGGUUUCAUCAAUGGAAGCAACCAGAACUGUAUGGAAAGCGGGCGACCCGAUUCGGAUUAUCUUCACUGGAGGUGGAAGCCACGCGCCUGCCACUUGACCCGGUUCGACCCGCUCCGCUUUCUUGAGAUUAUGAGGAACAAAAGGUGGGCCUUUGUUGGAGAUUCCAUAUCAAGGAACCAUAUCCAAUCCCUCCUUUGCAUGCUCUCAACGGUCGAACAUGCUACUCUGAUCUACCAUGACGAGAGCUCCCAAUCUCAGACAUGGCUCUUCCCUUCCUACAACCUUACAACCUCGGUUAUUUGGUCUCCAUUUCUAGCAAAAGCCAACAUACCUCAAAAUAUAUACGACGCUUCUCCAUCUGAAGUGGAUGUGCAUUUAGACACACUCGAUCCUAGCUGGACCGAUCAUUUCAAGACGUGGGAUUACACGAUUUUUUCGGCUGGGAAAUGGUAUAGUAGAAGCUCAAUCUACUAUCAAAACGACACCGUAUUGGGGUGCCAUUACUGUCCCAAGAGGAACCUGACCGACAUCGGGUUUGACUCUGCCUAUCGCAGAGUCAUUAGGGGCGUGCUCGACUACAUUGUCGAGUCCAACCACACGGGCACGGUGUUUUACAGGACUACUAGCCCGAGCCACUUUGAGGGGGCAGAGUGGUACGAUGGUGGAGUGUGUGAGAGGAAAGGACCGGUCAAGGAGGGCGAGUUCGGGCUAAGCUGGUUGGACAAGAUUCUUCGGGAUAUAGAGAUUGAGGAGUUUGGAAGAGCAUAUGUCGUGGCUCGAGAAAAGGGGGUGAAACUUAGGGUUUUGGAUGUGAAUCCGAUGUCGUUGUUGAGGCCGGAUGGGCACCCGGGGGCGUUUAGGGUUUCUCGAUCGUCGGCCGGUGAGGGUAAGGAUGCAAAGGUUGUUAGUGAUUGCUUGCAUUGGUGCUUGCCUGGCCCUAUUGAUUCUUGGAAUGAUGUUUUGAUGGAGAUGGUUGUGAAUGGUUGAGACUGUAGCAUGAGUGUGUUAUGUUUUUUGACCAAAAGUUUUGAAUUUAAGAUCAUCUACUUAUUUAAUUAUGUGACAUUGUAUAAAUUGAUAUACUGAUAGGGUUCAAGAUUUCCAAAGACUA
This is a messenger RNA of Salvia hispanica, 1372 nucleotides long. RefSeq names its product protein trichome birefringence-like 23. Gene Ontology annotation, molecular function: O-acetyltransferase activity. Lineage: Eukaryota; Viridiplantae; Streptophyta; Magnoliopsida; Lamiales; Lamiaceae. Gene Ontology annotation, cellular component: Golgi apparatus. The record is from RefSeq and is a predicted model, not a curated record.